This is a messenger RNA of Trichosurus vulpecula (common brushtail), 3099 nucleotides long. RefSeq names its product chromosome 3 C14orf180 homolog (gene C3H14orf180). Bases 820 to 1416 code for a protein of 198 amino acids. Lineage: Eukaryota; Metazoa; Chordata; Mammalia; Diprotodontia; Phalangeridae. The record is from RefSeq and is a predicted model, not a curated record. The transcript is spliced from 8 exons.
ACCAAGCAGGGCUCGAGCUGGGAGGUUCCUCCCCCUCCGGGCUGUUUCCCCCGAACCUGGCUGAGUCGGAGAGCCGGGGGCGGCAGAGCGGGAGGAGAAAGGUGCAGGACUGGUCCCCGGCUUGGGAGAAUCGAACCCCACCUCCCGAUGCACCCUCCCCGCCAAAAUAGGCUACAGGAUCCGCCAGGGAGGAGAUAGGCCUUGGCCUGGGAGAGCCGGACCCAGGGAGGAUCUCCGAACCCCAGCGGCCGAGAGAGGGGCCGCUGUACCCCGAGCUUCACGGCUCCCUCCUAAGCCGCUGUGCCCCGCCCCUGGAAAGCUUGGGGCUAAGCAGCCAUCCCCCUCCCUCCACCUUCUCGCCAUCCCCAUCCCCCACGCUGACUUUCCCUUUCUUCGUGCUGCAGCUGCAGCUGGAGAGACUCAGCAAUCAUCGUUUCCUUUUUGCCUCUUGGAUGGAAACUUUAGAGUUGGUUUUGAACUUGGCCGGUGUAGCCAGAUGCUCCCUCUUGAGAUCCGGUUCCCAGCGUGCCCUUGGGGGAUCUGUUUCUGAUGACCUGGUCUGAUUGCCACAGCCACAACAGCAGCAGUCCAGGAGAGGGCUUGGCCAGGCUCAACAGGCGAUUGCUUUGCUGACGGUGCUCUCCCUGGGAGAAGCUGGCAGGUCCUCCAGCCCAGCAAGGAGAUGUUCCUGGGACAUCUCAUCCAAAGUCACAGGUCUCACAACCUGCAGCUUUCAGGAGCAGGCUCGGCAAAGAUCCAGGCCCUAGGCCCAGCAUCAAUUUGGGACAGCAUGAGAACACACAAGAUUCAGUUACACCAAUGCAUGAAAACAACCAGACUGGCAGGUGUAAGUGCCCACCUUCCAUCCUGAGACGGAAACCACCAGAGUGCCCUAUAACAGGUGACAGGAGAAGGGCUGAAAGGCGGGUACGCUUCCAAGAGCCUGCGGAGACGGCUGUGCAUGGUAAAACACAGUGCCUCCCCUCAGAGAGGCAGCUAGGUGGACCAGUAAGGAGAGCACUGCCUAUUCAUCACCAUCAUCGAUUUAGACCUGGAAGCAACCUUAGAGGAUUCCUUAUUCAGCCCCCUCAUUUUACAGACAUCUCCUGCGUUGACACCAUCAUAGAGGCUGACAUUGACCAGGGACUCCCCUUCUCCUUUGAACUGGGCCCAGGAACUCCCACUACUUGGCCAUGCAGUUUUCCUCUCCGGGCCCCGGACAGGUGGUCAUCUGGAUGCCCUCUCUUCCUGUGCCUCUGCCUUUUUAUCCUGCUUGGCCUAGCCCUGAGUCUCUAUUGUGGUCAGGCCAGGCUGGGUUCCAAAGCCCUGGAGGAAUUCCGAGCCUGGCUCCUCCUCUUCCUCCUCCGGGUAAGACAUGUGGCUAUGACCUUCUGGAAGUGGUUUGGGAGACAAUGACAGGAGCUUCCACAGAGUCCCAGCAUUUGUACAGAUGCCAUUCUUCUGCCUUUACCAGUUUGAGGAACAUCUUCAGUUGCUAUUUGGGAAAGUGACUUCUACAUGACUUCUACAGCCCUACACCCUCCAAGGCAAUGAAUGGUGUCUGAGCCUGGAAUAUGGGGCAUUCUGGUCCUAAGUCCCAGGAGGCUGAGGGCUUCCGAGCAGCAUAUUCAAAUUCAAGGAGAAACAAACAGUGGAUCUGCUGAGAAACCUCCAAGCACCAAGACCCAUGUUCUAAAGGGUUCUCCAGGGCCAGUUAUGAGAAUUUCCCACUAUCACUACUACAAUACACAUGCAUGCACACAGAGAGAGAGACAGAGACAGAGAUAGAGACAGAGGGAGAUAGAGAGAGACAGAGAGAGAAGUUCAGAGCUGGAAAUGAUCUCAGAGAACAUCAGGUUCAACUUGUAGUUACCUGGAGGAAUACCUUCUACAACGCGUCCCACAAGAGAUCAUCUAGCCUCCACCUGAGCAUUUCUAUUGAUGAAGAUCUCAUUACAUUCAGAGGCAAACCCCUCCACUUUUGGUCAAUUCUAAUCUAGGGACUUUUUCCUUCUAUUGUGCUAAAAAAUCUGCCUCUCCUUGACUUUCACCCAUUGCUCCUGAUUCUGCGCUCUGGGCCAAACAGAAUAAGUCUCUCCCACGAUACCCCUUCAGGUCAUUGAAUGUAGUGACCUGAGUAUCUGCUGAGCUUUCUCUUCUCUAAGCUAGAUAUCCCCAGAUCUGUCAACACAUCCUCAUAUAGGGUAGUCUUCAAUCCUCAUCAUUUGGAUCAUUCUCCUCUCAACAUACUCCAACUUUUCAGUGUCUUUCCUAAUACAUGGCACACUGAAGUUAAUACCAGCUGUGUGCUUACCAUGGCAGAAGUCAGCCAGACCAUUGCCUCCUUCAUUCUGGACUCUUUCAAUGAGUCUGUUCUGGACUCUUUUAAUGAAACCUAUAAUUGCAUUUGCUAUUUUGUUUACCAUGUCAUCCUGUUGACUCUUAUCAAGCUUGUGGUCAGUCCAUUAAGAAUCCCAAGUAUCUCUUUUUAAUACACAUGUAUAGUUAUACCCACUCACACAUACACACACACCCAUGCAUGCACAUGCGCACAUGCACACACAUACACACACACACACACACACACACACACACACACUCCUCUAGACUUCUUGGAAGCCCACACACUGCCAGGUUAAACUGCUGUUCGACUAAUCACAAAUUGAAUUUGUAUUACUACAAUUUUUGUCAGAGAACAUUGGAUCUUAGGCACAAUACUCUCAAUCGUUAAAGAAAGUUUCAUUUGUUUAUCCACAAAUAAAUUCCACUCUGUUUUCCAAAUUUUUCACCUUUCUCCAGUUCAACUUAAUCCCAUUCAAUAAACAUGAAGUGAUUACUACAGGCAAGGUGAAGGGCAGCCAGGGUAUGGUAGAUAGAGAGAUGGCCUUGGAGCCAAAAAGACCUGACUUCAAUUCCUAUCCCUGAUACAUAUUAGCUGUGUGACCAUAGGCAAGUAACAUAAUCUCCCAUGCCCUAAGACUUCUCAAGACUAUAAGUUACAGAUGUGUUGCUGGUCAGCAGUGUGAAAGAGCUUUCUACAAUGAAAUUUCACCUAUGAAAUCACAUCUGGACAAAAUAAAAUGUAUGACACUGUGCUAA